Messenger RNA from Halteromyces radiatus, 1183 nucleotides. RefSeq names its product small nuclear RNA activating complex, subunit SNAP43-domain-containing protein. Gene Ontology annotation, biological process: snRNA transcription by RNA polymerase II; snRNA transcription by RNA polymerase III. The transcript is spliced from 6 exons. Bases 43 to 1053 code for a protein of 336 amino acids. Gene Ontology annotation, cellular component: snRNA-activating protein complex. The record is from RefSeq and is a predicted model, not a curated record. Lineage: Eukaryota; Fungi; Mucoromycota; Mucoromycetes; Mucorales; Cunninghamellaceae. Gene Ontology annotation, molecular function: sequence-specific DNA binding.
UUUUUCUUUUUCUUUUUUUUUCAUACUUUUUUUUAUAGUGUUAUGGAAAAAAGACCCCGGAAACAUCCUGCUUCGUCUUACGAUGGUACUGACUUGCUUCAAAUCACACGAGAAAACUGGGCUAUUCCUAUUCCUUUGAUACGUGGGGAUAUUGAACUUUUGAUACAAACUUUUAUGGCUCAAGAACAACAUACUUAUCAAGUAUUUACAACUAUUUGGUCUCAACUCGAAUUUGAUCAUAUUCACUUUGCUUGUCUUUACAAAGAUAGUCGUGAAACUUUUAUGAAUCAUCUCUACGACGCUGUCUUUGACUAUUUGGACGUUAAUAUUGAUCAAACAAAAAUGGGUGUGAUCUAUGCUCUUUACUAUUUGUUUAUCACUCAACCUACACCUUGGCCCAUUCAUGGUAUUCGUGUUGAUAAAGAUAGAUGGAUUCAUCUUUUUGAUUUUUACAUCUAUUGUUGCCGUAUGGAGUCAAAAGAAUAUGCUCAAGCUGCCAUGAUUUUUAGACGAUUAAAAGAUGAUCUUCAUGCGUUUGUCUUUGUCGCAGAUCAUCGAUUGGAUGAUCUUAAUGUGAUGGAAAAAAAAGAAAAAGAGGCUUCUCUCAAACUUAUUGAAGAAUUCCAUGAUUUACAACAAAGAAGAUUCAAAGAUGAUGCAACAGCCACAUGUUUUGAUGAAGUAACGGCUGAUAUUGGAUCAGUAGUGGAAUUGUAUGAAAAAAUGAAGAGACGGGCAUGUAUAACACCACAAGCGACAUUGGCUACACAAACCUGGAUCAAGGAUACGAUGAAUAUCAAUGAAACGAAUCGGGAAAAAUUACAAAAUGUCAUGAUGAAAGGGGUACUGGCGUCUAAAGAUACAAUGUUUUAUACUACUUUGCAACAAGCAGGAAGAAAAAUGUGGAAAGAACAUGCGUUGCAUGGAUUACACGAUACAGAUGUUUUACUACCUUACCCAAUGAUACGUCGAUCUCCAGCUGAACGACAGCAAACCCGACGGAAAAAUCGAGAUGGAUUACAACAAGAUGCUGGCUCAUCCUCCGUUCCAUGAUAUUUCGUUAUUAUUUUGGUGACACAUUUGAUUCAUCCUUCCCAUUCAUUUUUAGAUACCCAUUUAUACAUAUUACACAAAAAAAAAAUAGUUUUGAUAGUUAAUAAAAUUGAUAUUUAUCUUGAUUCUA